UUGAUUUUUUUUUUGUAAUUUAUAACCAUUGGUUAUCAUUAUCAUCAAUUCAUAAUAAGGACCUAAUGAUGAUGGAAUGUUUGACUGGACAGACAACAGAUAACGAUCUGGACAUUGAUAAAUUAUCAACAGAAAUCAACAAUGGACAAUGUGAUAUUACCAACGUGAUAGUUUCAUUGAAAGACUUUUUGACAGUAGGUGAUGCUGAAAAACGUGCCCAUGGAAUGAACACUUUAUCGAUGAUAUUGAAAAAGGUUGACAGAAAAAUCUGUAGUAAAAGUCAUGUCAACUGUCUCGUCGAAUAUUUUAUAGCAAGACUUGGCGACAAAAGUUACGUGAUAGAACGAUCAAUUAUUGGACUCGACUCUUUGUGUCAUUUUGAGCAUUUUACUUUUCAAAUGGCUUCAUCGUUGUUUUUUGCCAUUCAAAAUGAAUUACCUAUCCAGAUGCUAAAACCUGAAUGCAAAUCAACGAUUUAUCAACUGAUCGAUUACUUAUGGCAACGUUUCCGUGACGAUUUCAUCAGUUUAGGAGCCAAUUUUGUAUACGGUUUUUUACGAAUCGUUGACACAGAAACCAGUCCAAUAUGUUUGAUGAUUAUAUUUCCACUGUUUGGUCAGAUAGCCGCUAUUUCAAGCUUCGAGAUGUUCAUGGAGGAUAUUUUCGAUUCGAUAGCUUGCUAUUUCCCGAUUAUAUACAACAGCCACAAAAAAGAUAAAUAUCUGGAAACCAAAAUCAAACUAAGCCAUCUUUUGAACGAAGCAAUAACGGCCAAUCCAAAAUGUUGUCAAUAUGUGAUGCCAUUGGCUCUUGAGAAAUUGGAAUCCGAAUCGAUUGAAUCGAAAUUGUCAUCAUAUCGGUUGUUACAAAUGGCUUUGCCCACCUAUUCUAGCCAGGACGUUGCUAAACAUAUGGCCGAGCUUUGGAUAUCCAUCCGAAUCGAUACGCUUAAACCGAAAAUCGAUGACGACGAAUUAGCAGACAAUGCAUUAGCCACAUUGUCCAAAUUGGCCGAUGUGAUUACACUAGAAUGCGAAUUUCAGACAACAUUGAUGAACAAAAUAUGGGCCGAUCUGGAGAUAUCAUUCAAAACGCCAGAAUUACAGCUUGCAUGUUCAUCUGGACGCAUAUUAAUUGCUUUCUCUGGCAAUCAUGUUUCUGUCUUCACUGACUUCUUUGAUCGAGUAGCGCCAAUUUCUUUACAAAGUUUCAUAUUUAAAACAGAUUCCGAUGGUCAGACACAUAGUCUUAUUUCGUUUUUAUUGAUGAUGAAACAUGGCCAUCGUAUUGGCGUGAACAUUCCGGCCAAAGAAGCCUGUGAUCUAAUGCGGUUAUUGAUAGAAAAUAGUCCGAAUAAAUCUAAAGAAUUACAGGAAUUGGUUAUUCGUAUUCUUAACGAAUACCUGUGGCUAUCUCGGUUCGACAAGGAUCACCUUAUGUUGACAAUCCACUUUGCCAUUAAUUGUGUUCGACAAUCCGGAUAUGAUUCUCAAUUACAGAACGCCUGUUUAUUAUUAAUCGAAACGCUUGCCCAACAAUACGAUGGGCUAAUCUAUGAGCUAUAUGUUGCCAAUAUCAUGCAGGAAAUCGAGUGUUCGACACUUGUCGAUGAGAGACAAAUGCUUUUCUUGCAAAACAUAUUGCGAAGUUCGUGCCAAUCAUCAUCAUCAUCAUCAACAAUCAUAUCAAUAGUCACUUUUCUUAUGGAUCGUUUAGUUCUUUUCACACUCAACAAUGUUGAUCAUCUUGUAUACCUUACCAAUAUGAUCGGUACAUUUCGGAUAUGUGUGAGCCGUUUAUCCACUCAACAAGAUUUGUUUUCGAUAGCUGAUUUUAACAAACUUUGCAUAUCUCGAUUCUUAAGGCUCUUGAUUCGAACUUGUUUCAUCGAAUCAACAACAACAACCGCGCCAUGCCCAAGCGAUGUGAUAAGACAAUUCGCCUCACUUUUCCACCAUUUUCUAUUAAAUUGUUCAUCAAAAGAUAUAUGGCAACAAAUUACUGACAAAGUAUGGAUGGCUUUCAAUAGCAAAGAUCUUCGUUCAUUGUAUGAACCAGAUCGAAUAUUGUCCAUCGCGGUGAAUAGCUCGGUAGAUAUUCAAAUCGAAUUAUUGCUACAUUUGGUCUAUUCAUGUCUAAGGACUUGUAAUGACAAUUCCUUGAACGUAGACUAUCUUGUUGAGCUAUUCGAUCAGAUUGUUUCAUUUGAUCUUACUGUUUAUAAUGAAGAAAUUGUUCAGUUGUUUAGCAUGUGUCUGGCCGAGAUCAUAGCCAAAUUGACAGAUUCUAAUAUUCUUUCCAAUUUAUUGACCAAACAUUUGGAAACGUUCGAAUCGUCAAGAAGCCAAUGCGAACCAAAAUACUAUUUGUAUCUUCAUUCGAUUAUUUGGAUGGCCAAAAGUCUAUUUCGAAUGGCAAACAAUAAACACUUGUAUCAAUAUGUUGAAAAAAUACUCAAUUCGCUCGAACAAGCAUCUAGCUCAACUCGUAAUGCUAUAACCGGACUGGCCGAUGUACUUUAUUCACAGAAUGAUUAUUGGCAAUCCAGACAUGAUAACGACACGUUAGUUUGUAGCAGCCGAUUCUCGUUGGAACUACAUCACGUAUUCUGUCGUCAUUACGAACAAACCGAUGAUGUGACCGUUCUUUACAUAUUGCUUUCACACCUCAAAUACAUACCUGUGCCUACCGAUAAAUACGUUCCGUAUAUUGUCAAAGGUCUGGGCGCUGUCGAUUCACCAACGAUCAGCCUGCUAUGUCUCAAUUUUCUGUCAAAGUACAUCCUUUCCGAACAACCAAAUUGGAUUGAACCUCAAGUGUUGACCGUACUUGGAUUAGUCAUCGAUUUGGCCAAACAAUCGUCUUUGUUGCAUGUUCGUAAAGCAGCAUUGAAUAAUAUAGCCGCAAUGAUCGAUUUGUUUGGCGAGAAACAUUUGAUCGGCUUACGUACACAAUACAUACAAAGUUUACGGCCAACACUAGCUGACCACAAACGAAUCGUACGAUGUAGUGCUGUGAAAUCAUUCUUUAAGAUGUCCAUAUUGGGACAACCCGGUAGCAAUAGGACACAUUAGGCGAUUUUAUUUUGUUUUUUAAUUAAUUAUUAUUGAACUGUGUUGUAAUGUUAUUCAGAAUAAAGAAUUCAAAAAAUGUUCAAUAAAAACUUUGCUCAUAAUGAA
Dermatophagoides farinae (American house dust mite) is the source of this 3179-nucleotide messenger RNA. It is a transcript of the gene Mms19, whose product is annotated as MMS19 nucleotide excision repair protein. Gene Ontology annotation, cellular component: cytosolic [4Fe-4S] assembly targeting complex. NCBI's taxonomy places the organism in Eukaryota, Metazoa, Arthropoda, Arachnida, Sarcoptiformes, Pyroglyphidae. The record is from RefSeq and is a predicted model, not a curated record.